Messenger RNA from Carassius carassius (crucian carp), 921 nucleotides. Its product is annotated as apoptosis regulator BAX-like. Lineage: Eukaryota; Metazoa; Chordata; Actinopteri; Cypriniformes; Cyprinidae. Gene Ontology annotation, cellular component: mitochondrial outer membrane. Gene Ontology annotation, molecular function: protein homodimerization activity; channel activity; protein heterodimerization activity. Bases 287 to 901 code for a protein of 204 amino acids. Gene Ontology annotation, biological process: extrinsic apoptotic signaling pathway in absence of ligand; release of cytochrome c from mitochondria; intrinsic apoptotic signaling pathway in response to DNA damage. The transcript has 6 exons. The record is from RefSeq and is a predicted model, not a curated record.
UUGUAUACAGUCUCCAUUUCCGCGUUAUUUCCAGGUUUAAAGCGCUCCUAUGGAUUGGUGAAGCUCUUUUUAAGGCUUAUCGACAAAGUUUUACUUGCAUAUUAUGCCAUUUUAACGGUUUUCCCGGGGAGGACAUAUAACCACAAGCGUCGAUAACUUGACUAGAUUAUGUAGUAUCUUGUUGGAAACUGUGAAUUUAGCGGAUUCAGAAAUUGUUAAACUGGUCCGGCUAAAUUAGUUAGCAAGCUAUCACUUGGUUUCGGCGGUAUUUGUGCUGAAUUAAACCAUGGCAGAUGCCAAUGACGGAGAAAGGGGAGACGAAAACGAGUCGAUGGGGGCUACAGGUGGUGAAGAUGUCAUGGAUGAGGUGAUCACUGAACAGGGUGCUGUUCUACUAAGAAGGUAUGUUAUUGAACGAGUUACUGUAGAGGAUCCAUCCAUGCAUGUGAGCCAUGAGGAUUUAGGGGGACGAGCUCAUGAAGCAGAAGAUCCUCAAAUCAAAGAGGUUGUACAUCAACUUUUGAAGAUAGCAGAUGACCUUCACAAGAAUGCUGAACUUCAACAUCUCAUCAGCACUGUGCAAGCAAACUGUGCUCAGGACGUCUUCAUGACUGUGGCCAGGAGCAUCUUUGAGGAUGGCAUUAACUGGGGACGUGUUGUGGCACUGUUUCACCUCGCUUAUAGGCUCAUUUACCAGGCUCUGACUCAGAACCACUUUGACAUUAUCAAGAGGAUCAUUAGCUGGGUUUUACAGUUUAUCAAGGAAAACAUUUCUGCCUGGAUCAGACAGCAAGGAGGAUGGGAGGGGAUUUUCCGCACCGUGUCAAGAUGGCGUACUGUGUCUUUCAUCGCUGCGAUGGCAUUCAUUGUAGCUGCUGUUUACUGGAGAAGAACACGCUAAGAUAAAAGUGAAAGACACCA